AUGGAUGAUUUGUGGAAUGAAGCAUGGGAUUCUUUGAUUCAAGAGGUGCAGAGGGAAGCCGACGAGGAGGAUGAGGCGGCGGCGGCGGAAUUGGAGGCGGCGACGAUCCCUCGUGAGAUUCGUCAUCGUCGGACAAUCCCACGAGACCAUGUCGGAGCGGCUGAGCGGCUUAUGGCAGACUACUUUAGCGCUAACCCCCGUUACCCAGCUGAGAUUUUCCGUCGGCGUUUCAGAAUGUCGCGACCGCUCUUCACCCAUAUAGCGACGACAUUGGCGGACCGGUACGGUUGCUUCAACCUCCGGAGUGAUUGCGCUGGCCGGAUCGGACUGUCUACUUUUCAGAAAUGCACCUCUGCAAUAAGGCAGCUUGCCUAUGCCGAACCGGCUGAUAUGUUCGACGAAUACCUACAGAUGGGUGAGACGACUAGUCUAGAGGUGCUCCGGCAGUUUUGUAAGGGCAUGCGAGAAGUCUUUGGUCCGGAGUUCCUACGAAAGCCAACCUCUGAUGAGUGCCAGAGACUGCUAGAUAUGCACGGUGCGGUGCACAGUUUCCCAGGGAUGAUGGACAGCAUUGAUUGCAUGCAUUGGGAGUGGAAAAACUGCCCGUUGGCGUGGAAAGGUCAGUUCACUACUGGUUUCAAAUGCAAACAUCCUACGAUGAUCCUGGAAGCCGUUGCUGACUACUGUUUGCGGAUCUGGCAUGUAUAUUUCGGUGUUGCAGGUUCGAACAACGACAUCAACGUUCUGCAGUCGUCGCCUCUCUUCAAUGAUGAGUGCCGGGGAGAGGGUCCAGAGAUCAGUUUCGUAGCAAACGGCACGCAGUAUCGCAGGGGAUACUAUUUGGCAGAUGGAAUAUACCCUCGUUGGCCCGUAUUCGUCAAGACACUUCGCCAACCGGCUGGAGCGAGGAGACAAUAUUUUGCGCGAAAACAAGAGGCCGCUAGGAAAGAUGUUGAGCGAGCUUUUGGUGUGCUCCAAGCGCGAUGGGCCAUUAUACGUAGACGGCACCACGGUUCAUGA
This is a messenger RNA of Salvia hispanica, 1020 nucleotides long. Lineage: Eukaryota; Viridiplantae; Streptophyta; Magnoliopsida; Lamiales; Lamiaceae. The record is from RefSeq and is a predicted model, not a curated record.